Molecule: messenger RNA, 636 nt
Organism: Lottia gigantea (owl limpet)
Lineage: Eukaryota; Metazoa; Mollusca; Gastropoda; Lottiidae
Exons: 4
Coding region: 1-636 (211 amino acids)
Cellular component (GO): extracellular region
Molecular function (GO): chitin binding
Source: RefSeq, a predicted model, not a curated record
AUGUCUCUCUUGUCUUUACUGAUAUGUCACAUUGUUUCCCAUAUAGAGUGUAUUAACAGUUGUUCAGUGGACACGGCAUUGGGAAUAUAUGCUAUCUGUGGUAGUUGUGUCGAUUAUGUUACGUGUAUUGGUGCAACAGGAAUUCUACAAACUUGUACUGGUGGAUUGAUAUUCGAUUCUGUAGUUGGCUCUUGUAAUACCGUUGAAAGAGGUGUUUGUGGAGGUUGUUCAGUGGACACGGCAUUGGGAAUAUAUGCUAUCUGUGGUAGCUGUGUCGAUUAUGUUACGUGUAUUGGUGCAACAGCGAUUCCACAAACUUGUACUGGUGGAUUGAUAUUCGAUUCUGUUGGUGGCUCUUGUAAUACCGUUGAAAGAGGUGUUUGUGGAGGGAUACCAACGUCGCCUGUUACAAGUCCAGUAACAUCUCCACCAAAUCCCGUUUGUAUCAGCAGUUGUACGGAUACAUCAGCCACAGGAAUCUUUGCUAUUUGUGGAAGUUGUGUUGAUUAUAUUAUAUGUGCUAAUGGAUUAUCACUACCACAAACUUGUACUGGAGAAUUGAUAUUUGAUUCUGUAACUGGUACUUGUACAACUGUUGAAGGUGGUGUUUGUGGAGGGUAUGCAUCGUUUACAUAA